This is a messenger RNA of Malassezia japonica, 648 nucleotides long. RefSeq names its product guanylate kinase (gene GUK1). The record is from RefSeq and is a predicted model, not a curated record. Gene Ontology annotation, biological process: purine nucleotide metabolic process. Bases 1 to 648 code for a protein of 215 amino acids. Gene Ontology annotation, cellular component: cytosol. Gene Ontology annotation, molecular function: GMP kinase activity. NCBI's taxonomy places the organism in Eukaryota, Fungi, Basidiomycota, Malasseziomycetes, Malasseziales, Malasseziaceae. The transcript is spliced from 2 exons.
AUGGCGUCGAUGAGCAACCGUCCGAUUGUGUUGUGUGGCCCUUCGGGCGUGGGCAAGAGCACGCUGAUCAAGCGUCUCUUUAACGAGUUUCCUACGUCGUUUGGCUUUAGCGUGAGCCACACCACGCGCAAGAUGCGCCCGGGCGAAGUCGACGGCACGUCCUACCACUUUGUCACGCGAGACGCCUUUACGAAGCUCGUGUCUGAAGGCGCGUUCCUGGAGCACGCCGAGUUUGGCGGCAACCUCUACGGCACCACCGCCAAGGCCGUGCAGGACGUCAGCGAAGGCGCGCACCGCCGUGCGAUUCUCGACAUUGACGCGCAAGGCGUGAAGCUCAUCAAGGCGAACCACGCGUAUUUGAACCCCGUGUACAUUUUCCUCUCGCCGCCCGCGUACAAUGUGCUGCGCGAGCGCCUCGAGGGCCGCGCGACCGACACGCAGGACGCGAUCGGCCAGCGUCUCAAGAUGGCGCUCCAGGAGCUGCAGUUUGCGCGCGAGCCGAACGCGUUUGACUAUGUCGUGGUGAACGAUGAUCUGGACCGCGCGUACAAGCAGCUGCGCGCCAUCAUCCUCGGCGAGACCGAGGGCCUGGCGCUCGACAGCGUGCCGCCCGCCGACGACGCAGAGAAGGAGGCGAACGCUGCCUAA